This is a messenger RNA of Trichobilharzia szidati, 159 nucleotides long. The record is from the annotation of a GenBank genome assembly. Lineage: Eukaryota; Metazoa; Platyhelminthes; Trematoda; Strigeidida; Schistosomatidae.
AACCCAAAUCAACGCCAGGCAGAAGACAGCCGUCCACCACUACACCCGAAGAUCACGAUCUCUACGUCUACUACAUUGACAAGUUCGGAAAGAGAAGGAGACGACCUCGACGACAUACAAAACCAUCACACAAACGAACCAGAUCGACGUCACCAAAAC